AUGGCCUCCCUCGUCACAGCCGUCCGCAACAAGUUCCUCGACGCCGUCCGCUCCGUCAACCCCCCCGGCAGAUGGAAGAUCCUCGUCGUCGACGACCACGCCCAGCGCCUCCUCAACGCCGUCCUCAAGCAGUUCGACAUCCUCCAGGAGAACGUCACCCUCAUCGAGUCCAUCACCGGCCAUCGCGAGCCCCAGCCCGCCUUUGAGGCAAUCUACAUCCUCAUGCCCACCACCCACAACGUCGACCGCAUCAUCCGCGACUUCGCCCCCGCGCGCCAGCAGUACGCCGCCGCGCACCUCUUCUUCAUCGACGGCCUCGCGGAGCACCUCUUCGAGCGCCUCACCGCGUCCCCCGCCGAGCCCCACCUCAAAGCCCUCCAGGAGCUCUUCCUCAACUUCAACCCCAUCGAGGCCCAGGCCUUCUCCCUCAAGAUGCCAGCCCACUUCUUCUCCAUGUUCAGCCCACCCCGCAACGACGCCGCCGCCCGCUCCUCCCGCGACAGGAUCGACGAGGACAUCCGCUUCACAGCCAAAGUCAUAACGAACGUCUGCAUCGCACUCAACGAGCUCCCCUACAUCCGCUACUACCUCCCCGCGCACCACCCGCCCCUCGGCGCCCUCGCCCCGCACGCGACCACCCGCGCCGCGCCGCCCCCGCCCGACACAGCCCGCCGCUGGCGCACCGACCUCGCCCGCGGCGCCGACGCGCGCGCCUACGAGGCCGCCGACUCCGACUUCCUCCCGCGCGUGCUGGCGUUCGCGGUCCAGGCCGCGCUCGACGAGCACAAGCGCGCGAACCCCGACUUUCCCAAACAGGAGCCCGGGCGCGCGCGCGCGACGCUGAUCGUGACGGACCGCUCGAUGGACGUCAUGGCGCCGCUCGUGCACGAGUUCACGUACCAGGCGAUGGCGAACGACCUCCUCCCCAUCGAGGACGGCGCGAAGUACACGUACAAGUUCCAGUCCUCGCUCGGCGCGUUCGAGGACAAGACCGCGACGCUCUCCGACGCGGAUACCGUCUGGACCGACGUGCGCCACAUGCACAUGCGCGAGGCGAUCGACAAGCUCAUGGCUGACUUCAAUCGCUUCAUGGCGGACAACGCGGGCUUCAAGGGGGAGGGCGCGGCGACGCUGAACGACAUGAAAGACAUGCUCGCGAGCCUCCCGCAGUACCAGGAACAGCGCGAAAAGUUCUCGCUGCACCUCAACAUGGCGCAAGAAUGCAUGGACAUCUUCGAGCGCGACAAGCUGCCCGCCGUCGCGAGCGUCGAGCAGAACUGCUCGACGGGCGUCACCGCGGACGGAAAGUCGCCGAAGCACCUCGUCGAGGAGAUGGUGCCGCUGCUGGACAGCCGCGAGGUCAUCAACGCGAACAAGGUCCGCAUCAUCGCGCUCUACAUCCAGUACCGCGAGGGCGUCCCCGACGAGGACCGCCGCCGCCUGUACCAGCACGCGCGCCUCUCGCUCCCCGAACAGGACGCCGUCAACGCGCUCGUCCACCUGGGCGUCCGCAUAAGCAGGGGCCCAGGCGAUAAAGACAUCAAGCGCAAGCUCAAGCACAAGAUGUCAAACGAGGAAGAGUACGAGCUCUCCCGCUACAAACCCCUCCUCCGCACCGUGCUCGAGGAGCACGUCGCCGGCAAGCUCGACCAAUCCCUCUUCCCCUACGUCAAAGACUACCCCUCCGCAGCCCCCACCGCCCCCGCCGGGCGCAGCCUCCGCCAGACCUCCGCCUCCUCCGCCUCCUCCCCCGGCGGCGCGGCCACCGCCCCCGCGACCUCCCUCCGCAGCGCAAAGCCCAGCUGGCACCGUGCCGCGCGCCCCGGCGCCCCGCCCGAGACGCGCGACCGCCUCCUCGUGUUCGUCGCAGGCGGCAUGACCUACUCGGAGAUGCGCGAGGCGUACCAGCUCUCGGGCACCCUCAACAAGGACAUCUACAUCGGCUCGACGCACACGUUCACCCCGCGCCAGUUCGUCGACGACCUCAAGGUCCUCGAGCUCGGCGGCGUCGGCUCGCGCGCGCUCCCGAACGGCCUGCGCGACCCGCAGGGCGGCAAGCGCGCGUACCAGGACUACUACGACGAGCUCUACUUCACGCGCGACGCCCCGCCGCCGGCGCAGCCCCCACCCCAGCAGCAGCAGCAGCAGCAGCGGCAAGCGCCCGCGCCGAAGCUGUCGCGCCCGAGCCCCGUGCCGUCGCAGGCGGGCAGCGCGAUCAGCGUCGGCACGGUGUCGUCCGCGGGGCUCGGCAAGGAGGACAAGAAGGACAAGAAGAAGAAGGGCUUGUUCAAGUGGUGA
Messenger RNA from Heterobasidion irregulare TC 32-1, 2298 nucleotides. RefSeq lists its product as uncharacterized. The transcript is spliced from 15 exons. The record is from RefSeq and is a predicted model, not a curated record. Gene Ontology annotation, molecular function: syntaxin binding. Bases 1 to 2298 code for a protein of 765 amino acids. Gene Ontology annotation, biological process: vesicle-mediated transport; intracellular protein transport. Gene Ontology annotation, cellular component: secretory granule; plasma membrane. NCBI's taxonomy places the organism in Eukaryota, Fungi, Basidiomycota, Agaricomycetes, Russulales, Bondarzewiaceae.